UCGUCACCACACGCUCGGCUUAAACCUGUUCUCCGCUUUUCGUUUUAAUUCGAAAAAAACGUUCGAGCGUGGCGCACGUUGCGAUUCCUCCGACUGAUCUUAAUCGUAGAGCAGCACUCACACCAGCACACGCCCCCCGCAAAACAGCACACACAGCCACACUCACAAACGACGUACACUGCCAGCGCAUAAACAAGUGCUGUUGUGGUUGUUGUUGCUGCUGCUGCUCGUCCGCUAAAAUGCUGAACGCUGCAGCGCUGCUUUUGGCGCUGCUCUGCGCCGCGAACGCAGCCGCCGCCGCCGAUUUGGCGGACAAAUUGCGCGAUGAUUCGGAACUCUCUCAGAGCACUGCCAAAUCCUUGAGGCGCCUUAUGCCAGUUAGGUUCUACAGCCUGCUGGAGAGCAAUCAAAUUGCCAACUCAACGCUUUCGCUGCGCAGCUGCACGAUCUUUGUGCCCACCAAUGAAGCCUUCCAGCGCUACAAGAGCAAAACCACCCAUGUGCUCUAUCACAUUACCACUGAGGCGUACACCCAGAAACGACUGCCGAAUACCGUGUCAUCGGACAUGGCCGGCAAUCCACCGCUGUACAUCACAAAGAACUCGAACGGCGAUAUCUUUGUGAACAAUGCCCGGAUCAUACCCUCGCUCAGUGUGGAGACAAACAGCGAUGGCAAGCGGCAGAUCAUGCACAUCAUCGACGAGGUACUGGAACCGCUCACAGUCAAGGCUGGCCAUUCGGAUACCCCCAACAAUCCGAAUGCUCUCAAGUUCCUGAAGAACGCCGAGGAGUUCAACGUGGACAACAUCGGCGUGCGCACGUACCGCAGCCAGGUGACGAUGGCCAAGAAAGAGUCGGUCUACGAUGCCGCCGGACAGCACACCUUCCUGGUUCCCGUCGAUGAAGGCUUCAAGCUAUCUGCUCGCAGCAGCCUCGUGGACGGAAAGGUCAUUGAUGGCCAUGUGAUACCAAACACUGUAAUCUUCACUGCCGCUGCCCAGCAUGACGAUCCCAAGGCUUCCGGCGCUUUUGAGGACCUACUUAAGGUCACCGUCAGUUUCUUCAAGCAGAAGAACGGCAAAAUGUACGUCAAGUCAAACACCAUUGUGGGUGAUGCCAAACACCGCGUGGGCGUGGUUCUGGCCGAGAUCGUGAAGGCGAACAUCCCAGUGAGCAACGGAGUAGUCCAUCUGAUCCAUCGCCCGCUGAUGAUCAUCGAUACGACGGUCACCCAAUUCCUGCAGGAGAAUGCUGAGAACGGAGCUCUGCGCAAAUUCUACGAAGUUAUAAUGGACAAUGGUGGAGCAGUUCUGGACGACAUCAAUAGCCUGACGGAAGUUACCAUUUUGGCUCCCAGCAAUGAGGCUUGGAACUCCUCGAACAUCAACAAUGUUUUGCGAGACCGGAACAAGAUGAGGCAGAUCCUGAACAUGCAUAUCAUCAAGGACCGCUUAAAUGUGGACAAGAUCAGGCAGAAAAAUGCUAAUUUGAUUGCCCAGGUGCCCACUGUCAACAACAACACUUUCCUGUACUUCAACGUUCGUGGUGAGGGAGCGGAUACCGUGAUAACAGUUGAGGGAGGCGGCGUGAAUGCCACCGUUAUCCAGGCUGAUGUGGCCCAGACUAAUGGUUAUGUUCAUAUCAUCGACCACGUGCUGGGCGUGCCUUACACUACAGUUCUUGGCAAACUUGAAUCCGAUCCCAUGAUGAGUGACACCUAUAAGAUGGGAAAAUUCUCGCACUUUAAUGACCAGCUGAACAACACACAACGCCGCUUCACAUACUUUGUGCCCAGGGACAAGGGCUGGCAGAAGACCGAGCUGGAUUACCCAUCGGCUCACAAGAAGCUUUUUAUGGCCGACUUUUCCUAUCAUUCCAAGUCCAUUCUGGAGCGUCAUUUGGCUAUUUCGGAUAAGGAGUACACCAUGAAGGAUCUGGUUAAGUUUUCGCAAGAAUCGGGCAGCGUUAUCCUACCCACGUUCCGCGACUCUUUGAGUAUCCGCGUGGAGGAGGAAGCUGGACGCUAUGUGAUCAUCUGGAACUACAAGAAGAUCAACGUAUACCGGCCCGAUGUGGAGUGCACCAACGGAAUCAUCCACGUCAUCGACUACCCACUCCUGGAGGAAAAGGAUGUGGUCGUGGCCGGAGGUAGCUAUUUGCCAGAAUCAAGCAUUUGCAUCAUCUUGGCCAACCUCAUAAUGAUAACAGUAGCAAAGUUCUUGAACUAAAUGCAUCCAAUCCAAAGCAAAUGCAAAUCAAACACAACAACAACAACAGUCGUCUACAGAACAAGAACCAACAACACUCAGUAUCAGACUAACUUAACAUCCACAUGGAUCUAAAUAAUCAGCACCAGUUUGUUGAUACCGACCGAAAACCACAAGCAACCCAAACAGUAUCUGUAAUAUAUGCGUCACAAGGAACGAUCAUCAUUCAAACCCAACAUGCCCACGUCCACGCCAUCUACAUACCCACACACACACUCAGAAAAAAACGCAUGCAGAAAACUGCCUGCUAAAUUUGCUUUUGCAUCGACAGCUUCUCCCAAAAUAGCUGGCAAGAAAGACUAGGUUAAAGUCGAAGAACCCUCUAUGUUUAAGUAUUAAACUCGAUUUUCCCUCAAACGGCCUUAUGUAUAAUAUUGAAUAUGAAACUUUCUGUAAAACAUUUUAAUUUUAUGUUCGACCUAUACUGGUAGCUUACGUUCAUCAGCUCGCUAUGUUUUAAGUUUAGACCCACACUGACAUUGGUAUCGUACCAUGGAACAACUGAUUGUGUUUAUGAUUUUAAGUGUACAUUUUUUGUGAAUUGCUUGUUUUAGUUAAUGGUCUAAUUUAUGAUAUAUGAAAUGAGUUAUCUUAAGUAGAAUGCGAAUCUCAUUGUACAUCUCGAAAACGAAGAAGCGAAGCAUAAGCAAUACGCGCAUCACACACUCAUACUCGAGCGCCCACACAUUCCCCCUACUCCUAUCCAUAAAUACAUACAACAUGUAACGAAACAAAGUCAUUGUAAGAUUUGAAAGUGUGAAAUUUUAUAAUAAACUGAAAGUUUUUCAUUUGAACCUUACUAUUAAGAGCGACAGCAAUCUUGUCUCGAACCAAUCGCGUGACCCCUGUAGGCCUAGAACUAUAUCAGUGUCGGACAAGAAAUGUGCAACCAACAAACCCAAUUAUAUGAUAUGCCAUCCUGCACUUAGUUACUAGCCCGCUAUGCAUGUGAACCUCCCGAAAAACCCAUUCGCCCACACACACCAGCCACUUGGAGCGAGAGUAGCCACUGCAACUAGGUUAGUCCAAUGUACAAGUUUCGAAAAUGCCGACAACUACGAAAACUAUACAGCAUACAUACAACUCCCUGUAAUCUAAAUCACUCACGGUACACAACUACAUGUCAUCAUUGAAUGGAUUUUGAUACCGAUUUUAACUUGCAUACAACCAAAAACAAGAACUAGACAACGUGAAGAGAUAUUGAACCAAAUUCUCCCUCGGCCGAGCAGUUGCAUUUCAAACUUUGUACGUAGUUUAAAACUAGUUUUUAGUCCGACGUAGAACAACCCAAUUGCUAACUAUAUACCAACUUUCUUUCUAUUUCUCUCUGUCUCUCCCCCUAAUGCUAUGUACUUAUAGGUUAGACAUUGUAACUAUUGUAAUCAACCCAGUGCGUUAAACCCGCGUGUUAAGUCGAACAGUAACACAGAAUUGUACUAUCCCCAAAUGAAUAACUAUCAGCCUACCAGUACACUGUCUCAACUCUCACCACCACCACCACCCACUUAGGAACUCAGUCGAACUCGAACUCGAAAUCAAAAACCCAGUUGUGGCAGUCGCUUCACGUAGUUGCUAAUUCCCGAUUCGAACCGAUCCUUUCCGGAAGUCUUAUCUUUAGUAUAGGUGGUUUAGUUUCAUUUGGAGCCGUGAGGUGCCGUAGCAGCUAAGUAAAAUUGUAUGAAAUGAAGAUGAACACGAGAUCGAAAUCGCACGGAAUGAUCAGAAAUCAGAAAUGAAUAAUGAAUACGCUAAUGAAUUGUACAAGUAAGCUUUAAAGAAUUGCUGGAGGAGCGCGGAUCGGAGAACUUAGAGGAGGGAGAACCGCAUUGCAAUCGCAUUGCAAUUUGUGUCGUAGUCAGUAGUUACAUGUUAAGCGGCGUCUUAACGUGUAACUAGUGCCUUACUAAAGAUAAACGCAUUACCUUAACCUUUAUACAAAUUUACUCAAAACAUACUUGUACCCCAAGCAUACGUUCCGCUUCGAAUGAUACCCAGAUAUAUAUACGGAGUUACACCCCAAGAAUACAAG
This is a messenger RNA of Drosophila sechellia, 4296 nucleotides long. RefSeq names its product fasciclin 1 Fas1 domain-containing (gene Fas1). The record is from RefSeq and is a predicted model, not a curated record. Gene Ontology annotation, cellular component: extracellular matrix. Gene Ontology annotation, biological process: extracellular matrix organization; cell adhesion. The transcript has 14 exons. The coding region runs from base 240 to 2228 and encodes 662 amino acids. Gene Ontology annotation, molecular function: cell adhesion molecule binding. NCBI's taxonomy places the organism in Eukaryota, Metazoa, Arthropoda, Insecta, Diptera, Drosophilidae.